AUGUCAUUGUCGGUUGAGCAGACUGGGCUGGGGGCCAUCCCGCCAGAUUGGCACGUCCUCUCACUCGAGGUGCCCGUGCCGACUGAGCAUCAAGCUCAGAUCAUCCUCAAAUCGAUCGCGCCCGACAAGCCGGUCAAGUCACCCCACUUCAUCCGUCGCUCGAUCUCCAUCAAACCCCAUCCACCAGCACCUACAACCGCCCAGCACCCGCCCACAGCCACCUUCAUCCAAAUCACUAUCGCUGCACUAACACUCCGACAGGCACGGGUCUCCAUCGACCAUCUUCUGAACGACCUCGAGCUCGUCAUCGAGACCAUGGCUGCCUUCUCACCCUCCCCCUAA
Messenger RNA from Puccinia triticina, 342 nucleotides. RefSeq lists its product as uncharacterized. Gene Ontology annotation, cellular component: EKC/KEOPS complex. The record is from RefSeq and is a predicted model, not a curated record. Lineage: Eukaryota; Fungi; Basidiomycota; Pucciniomycetes; Pucciniales; Pucciniaceae. The coding region runs from base 1 to 342 and encodes 113 amino acids. The transcript is spliced from 2 exons.